Messenger RNA from Melanotaenia boesemani (Boeseman's rainbowfish), 4086 nucleotides. It is a transcript of the gene tbx2b, whose product is annotated as T-box transcription factor 2b. Gene Ontology annotation, molecular function: RNA polymerase II cis-regulatory region sequence-specific DNA binding; DNA-binding transcription factor activity, RNA polymerase II-specific. NCBI's taxonomy places the organism in Eukaryota, Metazoa, Chordata, Actinopteri, Atheriniformes, Melanotaeniidae. Bases 708 to 2768 code for a protein of 686 amino acids. Gene Ontology annotation, cellular component: nucleus. The transcript is spliced from 8 exons. The record is from RefSeq and is a predicted model, not a curated record. Gene Ontology annotation, biological process: cell fate specification; regulation of transcription by RNA polymerase II; positive regulation of DNA-templated transcription.
AGUUGUGUCUGACAACCACAUUCAGGGGGAUUAUCACUUUUUGUUUCAGUUUGGUCGAAGUGACGCUUGUAGCCCGCUCCUUCCUUCACACCGAGAGAGCAGCUGUUUAUCCAAAAAAGAGAGUAAAAAUUACAUCUGACACCGAGUCAUGACUGAGGCAGAAAAAGUGGAGCCGCAGAUGAGGCUGCCGAUGGGGGCCGGAGGGGCUCGCGCAUGCAAGACUUCAGGAGUCUGGCCGGAGCUGUCAGAACCACGCCUAUAGGGGCCCACAAUUGGUCCAGAAAGCGUAAAAUCAGCAAUCAAAGGGGCUUGGUUCAUUAGUGUUAGGGAUGGAGGCAGGAAGGACAUGUGAGAUAGUAACAGAUCUGCAGUGAACGGGGCCACAUCUCUUUAGUCAGAGUGGGAUGACUGAAGCAGAGAAACAGCUUUUUUCUCUGAGAGGCACACAGCGCAGCCGGACUCCACCGACACAUCGCCGCUUCUGCUGAAGGACCCAGCGGAGGAACCAAAGGAAAAGCACAUCGGCAGCAACUCCGAGCACUUUUCUUCACCCUUACAACACGUUGUGUGUUUGACAAGACGCUGGACUCUAUAGCGCUCCGCAGAAAUUAACAGCUCGCGAAGCGCGGAUCUACACUGGCUCCAGGUCUGGGGAAAUACCACUAAAAUAUAUCCAUUGUUUCACUUCGGUUUUUGUGGAUGCACCGAUGAGAGAUCCAGUUUUUACAGGGACUGCAAUGGCUUAUCACCCUUUCCACGCACACCGGCCGACCGACUUCCCCAUGUCCGCCUUUCUAGCGGCUGCGCAGCCUUCCUUUUUCCCGGCGCUCAGUUUGCCUCCCGGGGCACUCACCAAGCCCAUCCCGGACCACGGCCUGGCUGGGGCGGCGGAGGCUGGGCUCCACCCGGCCCUCAGCCACCAUCAGGCGGCUCAUCUCCGCAGCAUGAAAAGCCUGGAACCCGAGGAGGAAGUGGACGAUGACCCAAAAGUAACACUGGAAGCCAAGGAUCUUUGGGACCAGUUUCAUAAACUCGGCACGGAGAUGGUUAUUACCAAGUCCGGAAGGAGGAUGUUUCCUCCGUUCAAAGUGCGAAUAAAUGGGCUCGAUAAAAAAGCCAAAUACAUCCUGCUGAUGGAUAUCGUGGCGGCGGACGACUGCCGCUACAAGUUCCACAACUCCCGCUGGAUGGUGGCCGGAAAGGCCGACCCGGAGAUGCCCAAGAGGAUGUAUAUCCACCCGGACAGCCCGGCCACGGGAGAGCAGUGGAUGGCCAAGCCUGUUGCUUUCCAUAAACUCAAGCUGACCAACAACAUCUCGGACAAACACGGAUUUGUCCAGACCAUCCUGAACUCCAUGCACAAGUACCAGCCCAGGUUCCACAUAGUCCGGGCCAACGACAUCCUAAAGCUCCCCUACAGCACCUUCAGGACCUACGUGUUCCCGGAGACCGAGUUCGUGGCCGUGACGGCGUAUCAGAACGACAAGAUAACACAGCUGAAGAUUGACAACAACCCAUUUGCCAAAGGAUUCAGAGACACGGGGAACGGAAGGAGGGAGAAAAGGAAGCAGCUGACCAUGCCGUCUCUGCGGAUGUAUGAAGACCAGUGCAAGGUGGACCGAGAGGGCGCGGACUCGGACGCCUCCUCCAGUGAGACUCCAGCCGGCAGGGAUUCGGUCCACUCGCCGCUGGGGGCCGGUACUAGCCCGCUCAGGUUCAGCAGGCCCAGUCGAGAUGAGAAAACAUGCACAGACAGUGAGCAGGAGCUGGAGCAUCAUGAUGAUCACUGCACAGGCUCCAACAGCCCAGGAACAGAACCCGUGUCCCCCUACAGCUCCAGGUGUGAGGAGCGAGUGAGGGAAAGGCCGAGUGCUGAAAAGAAGGACGACGCCAUAUUCAGUAUAAGGAACCUUGAGAAGGACAAAGUGGAGAGCAGGCACAGGAAGGACACCACAGACGCGUUGACAAAGGACUCAGAUUCUGGAGGCAUUGGUGCCAGUAAGGACACCUUCUCCCCUCUAGUAGUCCAAACUGAGAGCCCCUCACACUUCAGCCCAGGUCACUUACAAAGCCUGGCUCUGUCUGGCCUUCACAGUCAGCAGUUCUUUAAUCCUCUGAACACCGGAUCGCCGCUGUUGUUUCACCCUGGGCAGUUUGCUAUGGCCCCUGGAGCUUUUUCUGCUAUGGGCAUGGGGCAUCUAUUGGCCUCUGUAUCCGGAGCAAGUGGUUUGGAAAGUGGCAGCCUCUCAGCCCAAGGCACAGGAGGAACCCCUAACCCCUUUCCCUUCCAUCUGUCUCAGCACAUGCUCGCCUCUCAGGGCAUCCCCAUGCCUCCGUUUGGAGGUCUUUUCCCGUACCCUUACACCUACAUGGCAGCAGCGGCAGCUGCAGCCUCAGCCUCAGCUCUCCCAGCUGCCAGCACCUCCAGCCCCCUCACCAGGAACCCUUUCCUGGGCUCAUCUCGGCCCCGCCUCCGCUUCAAUCCCUACCAGCUCCCUGUGUCACUGCCCCAGAGCUCCAGCCUGCUCACCACCGGCUUGCCAGGCAGCCUCAACCUGAGCUCAGAGUCCUCUAAACCUGGCAGCAGGGAGACCAGCCCGGCCCCAGAGCACCAUAGCAACCACAAGACAGGAGGAUCCAGCAUAAGGGCUGCAUCUCCCAAAACCUCCAUAAAAGACUCUGUAAAUGAGCUGCAGAGCAUCCAGAGACUGGUCAGCGGCCUGGAGGGCCAGAGAGAACCCUCUCCAAAUGCAGACUCUCCUAAGUGAUUAAAACUGUGUCUGGGAUGAAGAUUUGGCCACCAGAGGACUGGAAGUGCACAUCACAGAGACUGAGAUGAUGAUUUGACUGAACAUGUUUGAUGAAGGCUGAAUUCAAAUAUUUUUUGGAACAAAAAGCUGCAGGUAGACAAAAAUAUAUAAUCUAUGUAAUGAUAUUUAACCUUUACUGAAAUCACAAACAUUGAAGGCUUCAUGCAAAGCUGUUUCAGCUGUAGGAUAUUUCCACCAUCAUCAUGACAAAAAUCCCCCUGAAUCCAUUCGCUUUAGGGUUAGCAACUCCUAAACACACCAGGUGCCCUGCUAGACUUUUCAUUGAUUAAAUUAAGACCAAAUCAGAAAAAUUAACAAACUGAAUGUGCAAAGUACAGGAAACAAUGUUGACAAUAAAACAAUAAUCAUCAAAAAAAGAUAUAAAUUAAAAAUGAAAAUCAAGUUUGAUGACAUGAAAUAGAGAAACAAAAAAGAUCAUUAUAUCGAUUAUAAUAAAUAAAUUAAAACAGAUCACGUGAUCAUACAUAUCUGAGCCUGCAGCUCCACAAAAGGUUGGAAUUGAUGUGCGGAGUUUGGUUAACUUAAAGAAUUUGAGCAUCCAAGUCCGUUUUAUUUUCUUUUUAUUUCUUUUUCUUUUUCUUUUUAAACAAAACCGAGCCUUGAACAGGAGCCUGAACAGGCAAGUCUGAUUAUUUCAAAAGGGAUGGAAGGUUUUCCGUCUGCAGGAGAGAGAAAACACAAACAAAACAAACAAGAAAGAAAGAAAGAAAGAAAGAAAGAAAGAAAGAAAGAAUCGCUUUUCAUUUCACGCCAGAAAUAUUCUCUCUGAACUAUUUAUGUAAUUAAAAUUUUCUGUAAAUAAAGCUAAGAUCCAAGAAUAUGCAAUCGGUAUUAAUUUAUUCAAGGCUGUAUAAUAGCGUGUAUAUAUUUGGAAUUGAACCCCCGCCCCCUCCUUACCCUGCCCCCCUCCCUCAGUUUUACAUAGACUGUACAUUGAAGCUAUUUAGCGCUUGUUGGUUUGAAAAAGAAAAACUGUGUGAAGCGUCGCAGAUUUUUUUUUUUUUUUUUUUUUGUUUUUUUUUAGGGGACGUGUGUGCCAUGUUUUGUCCACAUCGACAAACUGCAGAGGAAUAGAGAGAAAGAAGAAGAAAAAAACACCUCAGGUUAUUUCACUCCAGACUGGAGAUAUUCAAAGUAAUUCCUCCAAACGGGCGCAUCAUUCAUAUCUACUCAGAAAUAUAUUUAAAGAUGGAAAUAUCUUGUUUAUGCUGGUUGUCCGGGUAUUUUUUUUAUCUCCCCAUCACCCCCCCCCCCC